GGAAUUGGACAUAACCAGAUGACAAAAGGAAAGACGCUUUGGAUAUGAAUAUGACAGAUUUCUAGCGUGUAAGUUAAAAAGAUUGUGGGUUCUACUUUUGGUACUUCUGAUGAUUUCGAUAGACCGUAAAGGUCUUUUUAUGUUGAUCGUUGAUCCUUUUUCUAAUUUUGCUUUAUAUUUUUGUUGAUUAGUUAUCUCUUUCACUUGGGUUUUCUAAUAUUUUAAUUGAGUUUAUUGAACGUAACUAAACAUUUUGUUGUUCUUAAACACGCUAAUUAAACUGGAACGGUGAAUCAAUCACAAUAUAAAGAGGCAAAAGUCAUUUAUAUAUGGUCAUAUUUCUUUUGCUGUCUCAAGUUCUUUAAACGCGCGUGUCGUAGUUCCAGCAAAUAACCUGUCAAAAUAAUUGGUUUGCUAAAACUCUUAAAAGGUUUCUGCAUCAAAAUGGGAUAUUUGGUUGACUUUCAUCAAACUGAUUUUUUUUUGUUUGGUCAUAAUCAAACUGAUGCAACUUAAUUUAGUUUUCCGCGAUGUGCAAAUUAGUAGGUGAAAUAAACAAUAAAUAUUCUUUCAGCAAAUAAGCCAAUAUAAAAUCGGCCGUCCUUAUUCAUGUCAAUAUGAAAAAGUAAUAUAUUUUGUUCAUCACUUUCUCUGGACUGUCAUAUAAUCAAAUUUUAAAUCGAUGUAACAAUUCACUGAAUCGGGUGUUAGAAAAAAAUAUGUGUGUUUCUUCACUAAAAGUCUAAGAUACUGCUACAACCCAAAUCUAACCUAUAUUCGAAUAAUGUUGACACGUCCUCACUUGUGUAUGUUUUGGUCCUAAGCUUGAACGUUACAGCAGACAAGUGUCUCAUAAAGACAUCCAAAUCUGAUUCGCUUCUCAGGUACAUACACUUAAUCGAGAGUGUAGCUUUCCCAAGAACUAUGGAUGCUACUGUAUAUAUGUCUUUGUGUAAUAUAAUAUUGUGUUUACUUGCAUUACUUAAACUCCUUUUACUUUAGUUCAUAAUUUUAAAAAAUUUCAUCCCUCCUUUGAUAGAGUGGAUUGCUCUGACAUGUAUGCAUCAAUUAUGUAUAGGCUGAUGCUUUUGUCAUCGUACGUUUUAUUGGUUCGAAUAUUUUUUAUCAUUAGUUGAUAUGAAACGACAUUUUCAUUUUUUCAGUAGUCGAUAUAUCCUUUUGUAUGUUUUAUAUGUUUUGUGAUAAGAAUCUCUUAAACUAUUUAUUUGCUACAUGUUUUAAUAAUAUAUCAUAGAACUUUCCUUUGUAAAAAAUAUAACUUGACUUUAAUUUAUAACAAUAAAUAUAUAUUAUAGGCGUUUUAUAUAAUAUAAAAUUUUAUUUCAAAAUACAUAAAGAAAACACCGUGUUAUGUUUUUACAACUGAAUCAGUGAGUACAUCAUGUGGACCUAUAGUAAUUUCUCCCUCUCGCAGAAGAAAGGAAGAGAUUGCAACUUUUUUUUCUUACGGCAAAUAUUGGAAGUAUUAUAUAUUAUUCUUAAGGCGAGUUUUUACCCAAAAAUCGGAGUAUUACAUUAUUAACUCCAACGUGUCGUGUUUCAAAAAAAAAAACUAAAAACAAAUCGGUGUAUUUAUUAACUCCAACGUGCAAUAAAGUUUUGUUGAAAAUAACUCAUAAAAGUCUUACCGUUUGUGUAAAUAUAAGCGUAGAAGUCAUGGUGAUAGAUAGAGAGGGAAGACGUCUCUUUGACUACCCUUCAAUCAUAAAACAAAAUGUGCUAAAAAUUCAAAAGCAAAGUCCCUAACUCGCCUAACUCCAUUCCUCAUUUGACUUUGCUUUAAAUGUAAAUAGUCAUAUGUUAGUUAGCUACAUUAAAAUUUGGAAUUAAGAUUAUUUUAAGUAUACUCAGUUAAUUCCGUCUAUAAAUUAGUUUUAAGUACUACUAUGUUCACCGAGUAGUUUCUGAACUAGGUUAAGAUCCGCGCCUUACGCAGAAUUAAUAUUAUCUAGUUUCAAGAAAACAAUGAAAUUUUUUUAUAGAAAAUUUGUGUAUGUAUUAAUUUAUAUUUCACAUAAAUUAGUACAAAUGUAAAUACUAUAUAUUAUUCUCAGUUUCACAUUUUUUUCCAAAUAUAAACAUUGAAUUAUUAACACUGAAUUAUUAAAAUAGAAAUAACUGUAAAACAACCUCAAUUUGUAUUCUUCACAUAAUAAGCACUUCAAUCUCUUUGAGAAAGAAUUGUAAAAUAUUGAUGUUUUCCCCGUCAUUAUUUUUUCAUGCUCAAGGGAGUUACUACCUGGCCAGUGUCCAUCCAUAAUAUUCCGGUUAAAAAGCAAUAUACAGAUUUUUACUGGUCACUGAUUCUACCUCAUUUGUCUUCUGGAAUAAUAUCGAUCAUAAACAAAUUACAGAAUAUUUUGCAAAUGUCAUAGAAUAGAAAAUCAAAGAAAUACAAAAAAAAAAAAUGGCGAACUUUAUGGAGAUCGAAGCUAAUCAAUAAUAUUCCACAAAAUUUAAUCACAUCCUUUAAACAAUGUAGAAUAUUUGUAUAUGAUAAGGUAUAUGUCUAUCAGUUUUUAUAUUAGUGAUCCUGCAGGUCUGAGCUAGAUAGAUUCAUCGCUCAAACUAUAAAUUGUGAAGCCAUCAUUCUUUACUAAAUUUGUGUCCAUAUAACCGAUAUAACAAAUGAAGAAAAUGAAAUUGUAAGUUUCAAAAAAAAAAAGAAAAUGAAAUUGUAAUCACACAAGAAUAUAUGAUUAAUAAUUCAUUUAGGCCAUAAUAAUAAUCACAGUUAUUUCCAACGUUCAAAAAUUUUUUUACAGUUAUUUUAAACUGGAUUAUACAUAUAUAUACAUAACAUUUUACGUCUGCGCUACUAUUUGUUAAAAUCUAGAAACUCUGUAAAAUAAAAUUCUUAUCUAAGAGAAAGUGAAGAGUGCGUGUUACUAUUUAUCUGAACAAGUCAGAGGGUCAAACCUAAGUAUUUUUAAUUACACAAAAGUUGACCAAGCAAAGACUUAAGAAUAGUAUACUAUAUAGUUGCAAAAUCCCACUUUAGAAACAAUAAUAAAAAAAUACAAUAAUUGAAUAUCACACUUAUGCCGUGUUGUAGUCACUCUUCAUUCUUCUACUUAUUUUCAAAUAUCCGUAAUAAAAUACUUUUAAAAUUAUAUAUUCCUGUGUUCCUUCACUAUAUAUAUUAAAAUCACGUAUUGCUUAAUCACUUCAAAUCUAAUCCACAAAGCCUUUCACACCAUCUCAUCUGUCUCUCUUUUCCUUUUCCCUCAUUAAAAUAAAGAGAAAUGGAAGAUUACGAGCAAAACUCAAACUCUCCAGCUCAUGAAGAAGAUUCUGAUGUACGGAAAGGUCCAUGGACUGAAGACGAAGAUGCUAUUCUCGUCAACUUCGUUUCCAUCCACGGUGAUGCUCGCUGGAACCACAUAGCUCGUUCCUCAGGACUUAAGAGAACUGGUAAGAGUUGUAGAUUAAGAUGGCUUAACUACUUGCGUCCAGAUGUUAGACGAGGCAACAUCACUCUCGAAGAACAAUUUAUGAUCCUCAAACUCCAUUCUCUAUGGGGCAAUAGGUGGUCAAAGAUUGCACAAUACUUACCGGGAAGAACAGAUAAUGAAAUAAAGAAUUAUUGGAGGACCCGGGUGCAGAAACAAGCUAAACACCUUAGAUGCGAUGUUAAUAGCAAUCUUUUCAAGGAGACAAUGAAAAAUGUUUGGAUGCCUAGACUAGUGGAAAGAAUCAACGCCCAAACACCAUCCCCCACGUAUGAGCAAGUGGAGUCUAUGGUCACCGAUCCAAGUCAACCUAUCGAGGAACCGAAUCUGGUCGAACCGGAUUUUGUUCAAUUUAACCAGAAUUAUCAUUGUCAACAGCAACAGUUCGUGCCAGCGUCAGACGUGUCCGCAACGUCUUCGAAUUCGCCAGCUGAGACGUUAUCAGACGUUCAAGGAGGGGUAGUGAACGGGACGGUUUAUGAUCCAGCGGGUCAAACGGGUCUCGGUGGGUUCAACGAUUGGGGCUGUGUUGGUGGGGACAACAUGUGGACCAAUGAGGACAGUUUUUGGUUAUUCCAGGACCAGUUGUGUAAUGAAACGACAUCGUAUUUGUAUAAUUAAGGAAAUAUACAUACGAUUACGGUACGUAACGAGGAAUUCAAUUGCGUCACGUUUGGUGUAAUAUUCAUUCGUGCGUGAUGCCAUUUUAGAUACGGCCUUGGUAUACGAAUCUUGACUUAAUUCGACAUGUUUUAAUUUCCUAUUUUUUUCUCUAUUAAAUUAAGUUAUGAUUAUCACAUGAGGAUAUUGUGAUUUGUGAUAUACUAUGUGAAUUAUUCAAUAUUACUUUUGUUCUCAUAA
Molecule: messenger RNA, 4334 nt
Organism: Brassica rapa (field mustard)
Lineage: Eukaryota; Viridiplantae; Streptophyta; Magnoliopsida; Brassicales; Brassicaceae
Product: transcription factor MYB78
Biological process (GO): regulation of DNA-templated transcription
Cellular component (GO): nucleus
Molecular function (GO): DNA-binding transcription factor activity; sequence-specific DNA binding
Source: RefSeq, a predicted model, not a curated record